Molecule: messenger RNA, 1740 nt
Organism: Linum tenue
Lineage: Eukaryota; Viridiplantae; Streptophyta; Magnoliopsida; Malpighiales; Linaceae
Source: the annotation of a GenBank genome assembly
AAUUCCCAUCGUAAAACAAAAUCAAAAGUGGAAGUCGAUUCUCUAUCCCACCUCUUUUACUUCCAAUUUCAUUCCCUAUCCGGCUUAGAGCUUCAGACUCCUCGACAAUCCUCAUUCGUUUUCCCUCUUCUUCGCAUCAAAUCUCUAUCAUGAAUUAUAGAUCUGGAUUGUACCAUGUAUAUGAGGGUUUAGCCAUUCUCUUUCCCUCUUCUCCUUGCACGGCUCCUACUCGAUCUCUGAAAUCCAUUCAGUGAAGACGACUCGUCAGGGCUAACACUCCGAAAUCAACAAGCUCCAUUUCGUUCCCGCUGUCAACUUCACUUAACUUCCUCGAAGAUUCUACCUAGCUGUCAUCCAGGCUCUCAAGGACAUGGUUGAUGGUUCUAGGUAUGGGGCUUCAACCGUGGGAGGGAAGCACCGAGAACUUUGUGCCCGCUGGAGACGAAGUCACCGCCCUACCUUCCCGCUCUCAAUUUAGAGGAGACAGAGGAAGUCAUCGUUAAUGAUUACUUUCACCGAAAAUGGUGGACGCUUGGACAUGCACAACUUAUCGGUAGGUUUGAUAUAAGGAAUCUAGGUGAUACACUCUCAAUUCCUUCAUACGUCUAUACUGGCCAACUAAGCUUGUUAAAUGAUUUUGGUUACUAGCCUAGUUAAUUUAGGGUUAUUAUAUGGUUUGCGAUUCUAAGAUUAAGGAUUGGUGUUUGGUUUGUAUUAACAUGGGUUGUGUUUAAUAAUUUGGAGUUCUUCAGUAAUCUAGGAUUUUGUGUUUGAAUCCAGUAUCGGGGGUCUUUGGGAAUUUGUUUAUUGCUAUACUUCUUCUUGAUAACUCAUGAAGUUGCUUAACUUAAGCCUCUCUCAUCUGCUACAACUUGAGAAAGCAUAAGUCAUGAGGACUCAAGCAAGCAUUAGGAUUAAGAAUAAAGAGACAUUGUGCAGAAGAAGUUUGCAAUUAUGUGGGCAUGAAGAUGUCCAUGUCAUGCUGAGCUUCGUGGGGGAAGAUACAUAUUCCAAAGCAUGGAGCUAAGAUGUUGCAGAUGUAUAAUGACAAGCAAUUUCUAUUUGUCCGAGCUUAAAAAGUAUUCACUAGACUUUGAUACUAACAGAUUAUGGAUUUCUAGUAUCUCACUUGUUGGAUUUGUUGGUUGUUCUGGCGGCAGGAGGUUAGCAAUGUUGGAGGGUGUAGUUUUGGACAUGCAAAGUGGAACCAAAAGCUCUGGAUCGUACAUUGAUAAUGAGGAUUCUUUUGUGUGCCUUGCUGUAUCAUUGCUGACGUUUCAUGUGACUUUGCAUCCCAAAUGGAUUUACCAAACGAAUCAAACACAGGCUUCUAGUAUUCUUGCUAUGGAGUCAUGUGCUUCUCAGGGGCUUGAAUUACCCAGGAAGACACUGCUGGCAGUGAUCAAAGAGCAAGAGUUCUGCUUGAUUGAUAUGCUUGAGGCUUUGGAUGUGCAGCUUCAGGAAAAGUCAGCAUUUGCAUUAGGGAGGUUGGCACAGGGCCACAUUUUGAUGUCAUUCUUGGCGCCUAAUAUAACAAGACAAAAGCUGCUUUCACUUGACAUGUUUUGUUUCAUCAUUUCAAUCUACUGAUCCACAAGAUGAAUUGCAGAAGUGAGGUUGUUUUAGCUACUAAGCGGACAUCAUUUCAUUAAAGAACAUCAUCUGUAAUGACUUUAUUUUUGGCUAUUAAGGGGACAUCAUUUGUAAUGACUUUUGGUUGUGGACAUCAUUUGUAAGGGU